AUGGUCGUUAUAAAACCCAAGGAUCGGAACAUGCAAGGGAAACUUCCUGAACAAAUGAAGCCAAUGAAACAGGCAUUCAAGCUUCCUGAGAUGAAGCGGCGUGAUUGCCUUUCAGCAGGGCUUUCCCUUGCUUGUGAUGUUAAAGCUCUUGCUCUGUCAGCUUCAAGUCGCUGGAGCCUCUCCUCAGAGGUCUCUGUCCUCCUCCUUGCUUGGGAGGAGGAGCUUCGCCCCAGCCUGGAGGCUUUCCUGGGCGGCAUUCUAACUGGAGGUGUUGAGGAGGACUUCAGAGUGGUGAAGGUAAUGAAGAGGGCGAAUAGGUCCUUGGCAGAAUCGCUGAAUUCUUUUUCCCGGCAGGGUGGAACUCCACCGAAAGAUCUUGGAGACUCUCUCCUGGAUGUACAGGUCGCAAAACGUCGAACAGCAGACGGGAGACACACACAGCGAAAGGCGACUGACGAGAGACUGCCCCGACAGCACACAACGGACGUAGACGGAAGACCGUAG
Darwinula stevensoni is the source of this 504-nucleotide messenger RNA. The record is from the annotation of a GenBank genome assembly. Lineage: Eukaryota; Metazoa; Arthropoda; Ostracoda; Podocopida; Darwinulidae.